UGGCCACUGCAGCCGCCGCGCCGUCCCGCCGUCGCGCGCCUGCUUCCUUCUCCCCGUCGCGUCCACCCCAAUCCCCCACCGGGCACCGCCUCGAUGAGCCGCCGCGAUCAGCACCAGUGGCCUCGCCCCGGCCUCGGAUACGACCCUCGCGCCGCCGCCGCCGCGCAGUGGUAUGGCGCCGCCUCGGCGUCCUUCCCUGACCCCGGCGCGGCGCCGCUGCACGGGAUGAACCCCUUCGGCUUCGCCCCUAACCCCCUGUUCGCGCCGAACCCCUUCAACAUGGUCAGUGACCUCCUCCUCCAGAAUCCCGCCGCCCUAGCUUCCUACCAGCAGCAACUCCAGCAGCAGCAGGCGCAUCACUUCCCCUCCCAUGCCUACCACCAAACCCCUACCUCUAACACCCAGCGCCGCCCGACAAAACCCGCCGCCGCUGCCUCCGCCUCACCAGCGCCGCCAGCUCCCCAGCCGCAGCAACAGCAACAGCAGCAGCCGCCGCAGCGCCAGCAGGCCGUUAUCGAUCGGGCGCAAGCGGCGGCGAGGAAAGCGCGGGAGGAGCUCGUGAAGAGCGGGGAGGGUGUCACGGGUUGGAAGGUGGCGCAGGCGGUGUUGGUGGCGCUCAAGGUCGAUUCGUGGGCCUCCCUCGGCGUCCAGCUCCAGGACGUUCCUCUCCUUCGGGACCUCUUCCUCAUCGAGGGCAAGGUGAAUGCAUUCAUUCAUUGCUAUGUUGCUGCAAGAAAAAUUGUAACGGUUUAUGAUCUGGAGGUUGAGAUAUGCAAGAAUGAGGGGGUUUUGCAGUUUGAAGAGCUGGGAUUGGGGCCUUUCCUUCAGCACCCACUUGUUGGGCAUUAUUUUGCAGUGCCAUCUGAUUUGUCUAUGAUGCCAAAGCUUAGUAGCGAGGAAAUUAUCAAUGUCCUGCAGAAAUUUGUGGACAAUUCUAAGAAGAAAAUCACAGUUGAAGAUUUCUUGAAUUAUCUUUCGGAGCAAAAAUCAGUCUCUGGAAAGGAAAAGCUUGGUGUGCGGGUACAGAGCUUGGGGUUGCAUAUUUCCUUCCUCCGGCAGGCCAGGCAAACUGAACUGUCUUCUCUUAAGCUUCCAGGAAAUAAGAGUGGGUCUGGCCAUAGUACCCAAGAGAAGUAUUUGUUGAAAAAUACAAAUUACCAUACUCACAAGCAGGCGUUAGACAAGAGGUUCAAUUCUCUAACUAAUCGUAUAAAACAGUUACCAGGCAUCAAUAAACAUAUUCAUUUUGAUUCAACCGAUGAUGAAACUGAUUGUGAUAGUAGCGCUGAGGAGGGUAAAUUUGAUGACAAUGAGAGUAAGAAUGGAUGUUCUGUUCUUGAUAAAAAAGAUGAUGAUAAGCGUGUAAAUAGCUGCCCUUAUCCUUCAAAAACUGAGGAAAUGGAAAGGCUUGGUUUGAAAUCUGAGACUAAUAAAAAACCAGCUUUAGAGAUUAGCAAGGCAAGAGAGAGCGGAAAAAAGGGAAAACUAAGGGAAAAAAGGAAGUUCGAAGAAAACGAGAGUCCUAGCUCUUCGUGCAAGCUGCCUAAAAAGCAGCAAAAGUUGCAAAAGCAUGAAGCAUCACCGAAUUGUUUCUUAAGCAUAGGUAAGCUGGAGAAUUUUAUAACAACAUGGAAGGAAACAUGUCGUGAACAUCCAGUCCAACAGGUUUUGGAAAUGAUAGCAAAUUACUAUGGAAGAACACCAUCAGAGAAGAAGAAAAUAAUAAAUUUCUGUUCGCAGUACCCAGGCAUUGGCCUUCUCAAUGUUGCCGUUAAAUCGAUGGGAUGUGGUCUGCUGGAUAGCAUUUACGAUGUGAUACAGCUUUCUAGUGAGAAUAACGUGUCUUCAAGCCCUCUUCCUAACACUACCACAGAAGUUAUGGAAAUCGAGCCCCCAAAUAAAGAAAAUGCUAGCUGUAUUGCUAAUGGAGCCAAUAAUAGGAGUGAAGACAAUGGGAGUGGACAUAGUGUUGCUAUUGAUGAUGUCAUCAGGAGGAUUACAGAAUAUAUUGAAUGCAACAGUAAAGUCUCUGGUGAUGUGGCUUUGCAAGUGAGGGCACUUCAUGAUUGUGAGACAUGGGUUACUACUCAAUUUUCAGCGAAUCAAUUUAGUGCUCUUGGACAUGGGACAUUCCUCGAGUUUUUGGAGAAAAAUUGUCAUCACUUCCCCACUGCUUUGAGUAGUUUUUUGAAGGGGGGUGCUUGUGAUUCUUCAUCUCUGGAAGUUUCUGUACUACAGCAGCAAGUUGAAGUUUUACUCUGUCAAGCUGAGAGUAAUUGGCUGGAAGAUGGUGACUUUUCAGAGGACAGUUUAGUUAUGAUACUUAAAAGGCAAUUCCCAUCAAUUAGCUUUGAUGUUAUGCAAGACAAAUCUGGGGAAAGGCUUCCUGGCUAUAUUAAGAGGCAGAGGAAAAACAUACAAACAAAUACUUUGAAAUUUUCCAUCUCGUUAUUGGAGAAACGGUGGUUUGGAAAUUUUCCAGGUAGACAUGAAAAUGUUGAUGUUCUGGGCAACGAUGUUGCUGAACAACAUUAUUAUUUGGGAACAGUUUGUUCACGAGAGGCAAUUAAUUGUUUACUUAGGGCUCCUAUGUUGUCUGAUUUGCAUAUUUGGUCGCAUUGGGAUCUGCUGUUUGCUCCUACACUGGGUUCCUUUGUACGUUGGUUGCUGACUACUGGCCCUAUUCAAGAGCUAUCAUGCAUUGUGACCACAGAUGGUAGGUUUAUUAGAGUAGAUCCAUCAGCUACAGUUGACCAAUUCUUGGAAGCCAUUAUUCAGCGUUCACCAUUUCAAGUGGCAGUGAAAUUGCUUUCACUGCUAUACAUUUACGAUGGUUCCACAAACACCCCAAUGUCAUUGCUAAAAUGUUAUGCAGAGCGAGCAAUAAAGCUCAUAGUAGACAACAACAAUGAUUUGAUGAACACUAAUUCUGAAAACUGUCAGGUAUCUUCUGCAAAAAGUAUUAGGUCUGACAGCUUGCCAAACUUUGAUGACACAGUUCAUUUGAUUGCGAAAUUUGUACUCGACUGUCUUGGUCAUCUACCUUUGGAGUUCCGAAGUCUUGCAGCAGACAUACUUUUGGCAGGACUUCGGGUUGUUACCAAGAACUGCUAUUCAGUCAUGUUGCAUGUAGCCACUGAAGAUUGGCAGCUUUGCAUGCUUCAUGAUAUUGGCUUGUCACUGGGAGUUGCAGAAUGGGUUGAAGAUUGCCGUAGGUUGUGUUUAACUGAAGAAGUUCAUGUGCAGAAAGAAAAGCAUUCUUCUGCCAAGCUUACAUCAACUGCAUCUGAGGUAGCAACACGCGAAGAUUCUAACUUGCUUAUUUCUAGUGAUGUUGAUAUGAUGGAUGAGAGAAGAAAAUUGUUUCCUAGCACAAAUGAUCAAGUUGGUAUAGAUAAUAAAGACAGUAAGGUGUUAAAUCCUGUUGGAACUGAGGCAGAUAUUGCAGAAUCACAUACUAAACAAUCUUCCAUGAUGGGAGAAACAAAUCUUGAGGAAGCGUCUCUUGUUAUUGAGACUAUACGCCGUGAAGAGUUUGGUCUUGAUCAGGCCCUAAGUUACACUGAGAAUAGCUUGUUGAAAAAGCAGCAUGCUCGACUUGGCAGAGCAUUGCAUUGCCUUUCGCAAGAACUAUAUUCCCAGGAUUCUCAUCUACUUCUUGAGCUGGUACAGAAUGCUGAUGACAAUGCGUAUCCUGAUGACGUUGAACCAACAUUAGCAUUCAUUCUCCAGGAGAAUGGUAUUGUUGUUCUAAACAACGAGAGGGGCUUCUCCGCUCAGAACAUUAGAGCACUUUGUGAUAUUGGUAACUCGACAAAGAAAGGAUCAAACCGGGGUUAUAUUGGAAAUAAAGGCAUUGGAUUUAAAUCAGUUUUCCGGGUAACUGAUGCUCCGGAGAUCCAUUCAAAUGGUUUCCAUGUGAAAUUUGAUAUCACAGAUGGCCAGAUUGGUUUUGUAUUGCCAACUGCAGUUCCACCUUACAGUACCACUUCUUUUAGUAGGAUGCUAGCCAUUGAAGAUGACAAGGAUGCCCGUUCCUUGUGGAACACUUGCAUUUUACUUCCCUUCAGAUCAAAAUUUAGGGAGGGCACUGGUAUGUGCUCCAUUGUGUCUAUGUUUUCAGAUCUCCACCCAUCUCUUCUGCUGUUCCUUCACCGACUAAAAUGUAUUAAGUUCAAGAAUUUGCUUGAUGACACACUUCUGAUUAUGAGAAGGGAGGCUCUUGGUGAUGGCAUUGUGAGAAUCUCACAUGGGAUUGAGACAAUGAGUUGGUUGGUGGUCAGUAAGAGGUUACAAGGUACUAUUGUGCGGCAUGAUGUGUGCACCACAGAGAUAGCUGUGGCAUUUACUUUGCAGGAAACUGAGAAAGGAGAUUAUGAACCUUACUUAAAGCAGCAACCUGUGUUUGCUUUUCUUCCUCUGAGGAAUUACGGCCUUAAAUUCAUUCUUCAAGGAGAUUUUGUUUUACCUUCUUCCAGAGAGGAAGUGGAUGCGGAUAGUGCAUGGAAUCAGUGGUUGUUGUCUGAAUUCCCUUCUUUGUUUGUCAAUGCCCAAGAAACCUUUUGUGCUCUUCCCUGUUUUCAGAGGUGCCCUGGAAAAGCUGUCACAGCCUUCUUGAGUUUUAUUCCUCUAGCGGGAGAAGUUCAUGGAUUCUUCAGCCACCUUCCUCACUUGAUCCUUUCCAAGUUGCGUCUGACCCGCUGCAUGUUUUUGGAUGGCUCUACUUUGCAAUGGGUCUUUCCGUGCAAUACACUUAGGGGUUGGGAUGAACAAACUAAAAUGCUAUUGUCCGAUGGCUUACUUCAUGAACAUCUUGGUCUUGGUUAUCUCUCAAAAGAUAUUGUUAUAUCUGAUAAUUUAUCAAGGGCUCUAGGUAUUCAUGACUACGGACCAAACAUUUUGAUAGAUGCCAUCUCAUCUAUUUGCCGAAUUGAUGGCUGUAUCGAGUCAUUGGGCCUGGAGUGGCUAUGCGCUUGGUUUGUUACCCUUUAUUUGACGUUGCUUUCUCAUUCUUCUCGAAAUGUUUCCUUAACAAGAAGCCUCGAAGAUGAUCUGUUGAAUACGGUUAGAAAAAUACGAUGCAUCCCACUUUCAGACGGUUCAUUCAGCUCUGUUGAAGAUGGUCCUAUAUGGUUACCAUAUGAUAUUGUCAAUUCCAUUCCUGAAAGUAGCAUUCAGAAUUUCCCAGUUAUGUAUAGUAAUCUUCGAACUGUAAGUCCUGAUCUUCUCUCUGCAUCCUGCAAAAAUAAAUACCUCAUGGAAGAAGUCAGAACGAAUGAUCUGGUAGACAUUCUGCAAAAGAUUGGGGUGCGAAAGUUAUCUGGGCAUGACAUUAUUAAAAAUCACAUCAUGAUUUCCUUGCGUAAUGGUUUAGAUGCUAACACGGAAGAUCAAUUGAUUAGAGAGUAUGUGAGCUUUAUUAUGGUUCAUCUUCAAUCUUCUUGCACCAGCAACAGUUGAGUCAUCAUUUUUGAAGUCUAUUCUAAGCUUCAAAUGGGUAGCAUCAAGCAUGGAUGAGGAUCUUCAUUAUGCAACAGAUUUAUUUUAUGAUUUUGAAAAUGUCCGCUCUCUUUUUGGUAGUGUGGCACCAUAUGCUGUACCACAGGUAUCUAGCAGUUCACUUAGGAAGGACAUUGGAUUCAAAACAGAGGCAUCCUACUGUGAUGCUUUGAUGGUCCUGAAGUCUUGGAUAACAUCACAGGUUCCCUUUAGUGCAAG
Molecule: messenger RNA, 5718 nt
Organism: Setaria italica (foxtail millet)
Lineage: Eukaryota; Viridiplantae; Streptophyta; Magnoliopsida; Poales; Poaceae
Biological process (GO): leaf vascular tissue pattern formation; root development; embryo development ending in seed dormancy
Cellular component (GO): nucleus
Source: RefSeq, a predicted model, not a curated record